This is a messenger RNA of Acipenser ruthenus (sterlet), 1537 nucleotides long. Its product is annotated as V-type proton ATPase 116 kDa subunit a 2-like. The transcript is spliced from 9 exons. Bases 308 to 1522 code for a protein of 404 amino acids. Gene Ontology annotation, biological process: proton transmembrane transport; vacuolar acidification. NCBI's taxonomy places the organism in Eukaryota, Metazoa, Chordata, Actinopteri, Acipenseriformes, Acipenseridae. The record is from RefSeq and is a predicted model, not a curated record. Gene Ontology annotation, molecular function: ATPase binding; proton-transporting ATPase activity, rotational mechanism. Gene Ontology annotation, cellular component: vacuolar proton-transporting V-type ATPase complex; proton-transporting V-type ATPase, V0 domain; plasma membrane.
GGAACUAAGUCACGUGAUCGUUGCUCCACAGUGAUUCCUGGAGCAGGAAAUGAAACAGAGAAAAUACCAGCAUUUCGGAUUCAUGUUCCACAUUUUAACACAGAGACACGCCAAACAGAACAAGCCGUCUUCUUUUCAGUCCUCCGAGUCUCUGAAUUGAUUUCUGCUUGAAAAUAAUCCGAAAUCGUCUCUCCCGAGUCCGCAGUCUCUUCCGAGGAGUGAGAAGAGAAGCGAUACAAACAAACGGUUUAAUUUUCUUUUUGUCCGAUUAUAAGUAGUCGAAACUAUCGAUCUUCUAAUCGCUCCAAUGGGGUCGCUGUUUCGCAGCGAGGAGGUGUGUCUCGCGCAGCUCUUCCUCCAAUCAGCUUCCGCCUACAGCUGCGUCAGCGAGCUGGGAGAGAUGGGAUUGGUGGAAUUUCGAGAUUUGAACCCCAAUGUCAACGCCUUCCAGAGGAAGUUUGUGGGGGACGUGCGACGCUGUGAAGAAAUGGAGAAAACCUUCACGUUCCUGGAGCAGGAGAUCAGGCGUGCCGGCCCCUCGGUGCUGCCUCCUGUCUCCCCGGAGGCCCUCGCCUCCUCCACCGCGGCCCCCUCCCCCCGCGACGCCCUGCGGAUCCAGGAGGAGUCGGAGCGUCUGUCCCUGGAGCUGCGGGAGGUCAGCCGGAACAGAGACUCCCUGCAGAAGCAGCUGAGAGAGGCGCUGGAAUACCAGAGCGUGCUGAGAGAGAGCCAGAGAUUCACAGAGCGACCGGAGUCCGGUUCUCCUCUCUCGGACCCUCUCUCCGCUGUCGACGGAUACCAGUCCUUCCCCCAGAGGAUGGAUGUCCAUCUCAGUUUCACUGCCGGAAUCAUUCACCCUUGGAAAGUGAACUCUCUGGAGAGGCUCCUUUGGAGGGCGUGUCGUGGUUACGUCAUCUUCAACUUCAAAGAGAUGGACCAGCCAAUGGAGGACCCCGCUACGGGAGAGAUGGUUCGCUGGGUCGUGUUUCUGGUUUCCUAUUGGGGGGAUCAGAUUGGACAGAAAGUAAAGAAGAUCUGUGAUUGCUAUCACAGUCGCGUGUACCCUUACCCGCAGAGCGACGAGGAGAGGCACGAAAUCUUGCAAGGACUUGAAACCAGGAUUCAGGAAACCAAAUCCGUCCUGCGCGAGACUGAGGAUUUCCUGCGGCAGGUCUUGCUCAAGGCUGUCCAGUCUCUGCCUGGCUGGUCGGUCCAGGUGCAAAAGAGCAAAGCCAUCUACCUGGUCCUGAACAUGUGCAGCGUGAGCGUGACGGACAAGUGCCUCAUCGCGGAGGUGUGGUGUGCAGUGAGGGAGCUGCCCAGACUGACGCAGGCCCUGCGGGAGGGGUCGGUGAGUCUGUGUGUCUGUCUGUCUGUCUGUCUGUCUGUCCGUCGCGGAGGUGUGGUGUGCAGUGAGGGAGCUGCCCAGACUGACGCAGGCCCUGCGGGAGGGGUCGGUGAGUCUGUGUGUCUGUCUGUCUGUCUGUCUGUCUGUCCGUCGCGGGGGUGUGGUGUGCAGUGAGGAGCUGCCCAGACU